Messenger RNA from Anolis sagrei ordinatus, 4115 nucleotides. RefSeq names its product RNA polymerase mitochondrial (gene POLRMT). The record is from RefSeq and is a predicted model, not a curated record. Gene Ontology annotation, cellular component: mitochondrial DNA-directed RNA polymerase complex. NCBI's taxonomy places the organism in Eukaryota, Metazoa, Chordata, Lepidosauria, Squamata, Anolidae. Gene Ontology annotation, molecular function: protein binding; DNA-directed RNA polymerase activity; mitochondrial promoter sequence-specific DNA binding. Gene Ontology annotation, biological process: mitochondrial transcription.
GAGAAAGAAGAGCGCGUGCGCAAUGGUCAGCGCGAGCAACUCUGAGGGGAGAAGGAGGCAGAAAUGUUGAAGGGGGCUUAGAGGGAGGAUGUCCCUCCUGAAACUGCAGGGGGCGCUCUUCUGGAGGACAGAAAGUCUAUGGAUCGGGUUAAGAAAGUAUUCCUCAGCAAAGGUGAAGGAAGAAGCCAGGAAAAGAUGGGUGCUAGAACAGGCAGAGCUCUUGGAAGUGCUGGAGGCUAGAGUGAAGCAACUGCAGACUGAAGUAGGGAUGAACACGGUUCCCCUCUCUCAGCUGGGGAAGGACAGCUUCUUUCAACCCAGCCCUCCCUGGAAAGCAGCCACGCUAAGCCCGGCUCGGACUGAAACAACUGCAACGAGCAGUGAAGGAGCUGGUCCCCAGCCCAGCCGCUGGAUGGAGAAGCUGAACAAGGAGAAGUCGAUUAAACACAAGCGCCUGCUGAGGUUAGAAGCCAAACUUGCCAGAGUUUCAUCAAACCUUGUGGCGAAACCUACUUCCAAACGGACUCAAGGGGCUGAGGAUCGAUUGGAACGACUGGCUAAAGAGAGAAGUGCGGGAAGAAAGGUGAAAUCUCAGCCUCUGGAAAGCACCAGAGGCCUCCGAGGUCGCAAGAAGGCUGCUGUGACGAAAGGCCCUUCCCUUCCUUCUGGCAACACCGAAGAGCUGGAAAAGUGCAUCCCAGACCUUCCUUUGCCCUUUGAAGAAGAUGGACACCAACAUGGGAACCUCCAGCUCAGUAUCUUGUCCUACCUGGAUACCUGCCUCUUCCUCCGCCAACCAGAGAAAGCACUUCAGUGCCUGAUGUUCUACCACCGCUCGCACACCCGGAGAAAGCAGCUGGACGUCCGAAUGUACAACCUGGUCAUGCACGAAUAUGCCAAGAAGCGUGCUUUGGCUCCAAUUGGCUCACUUUUCCGCUUGAUGGACGAGGCCGGAGUGAAACCCAACCAGGACUCCUACAUCGCUGCGCUUAGCUGCAUGGGGCGGUCUGACGUGCGUCCUAACAUCAUCACUAGAUGCCUCCAGCAACUUGAAGAAGAUGGUUUCCGCCUGGAGGAGCUCUUCCAAAACUAUGUGAGGGAGGGAGACGAAGUGGAGAUGGCUCUGGAAGGCAUCCGGAAGGCCAGGCCAGGCUUCCAGCUCCCGCCACAUCCCCAAGAAGCGGAAAUCUGCACUAUUCCUCUGCUCCAGGACUUCUACAAGAAGGAUAAGCCCGUUUCUUACCCCAAGCUGGAUUUCACUGUGAAAUACCUACGGAAACAGUUCCGGAAGCAGUUGGCGAUGGAGGCAUCCGACACAGUCACCAUUGACUCUGUGGAAGCCGAGAAGCCCCUGACGGAGAAGGCUGCCCAAGCGCGUGCCCUGCUAGCCGAACUCCGUUCACAUUGGAGGGCCUCUCUCCUCCAGAGCCUGCAAGAGUCCAGGCUCCAUCUGGACAGGAAGAAAUCGGGGCAGAUGACCCUCUACCCCUUCCUUUGUGUCCUGGAUGACAAGGAGUACAUUGACAUCUUGAUGCAGAGCCUCUCUGUCCUCCCUCCUCAUGGAGAGUCCCUCUUGAUCUUGGCUCGGGAGCUGGGCACCAAGGUUUACAACAAGUACGUCAUCAAGAAGAAAUCCAGGAGCCGUUUGGUGAAGAAGAUCAAGGCCAUCUACGACAGUUACGUCCAGCUUCUCGCUAAGGACACACAGCCGGAUGAUCUUCUACCCCGAGAAUAUUGGGAGAAGCUGGCCUCUGAGGCUGGAUGUGCCCCUUCGCUGGUGAGCAAGGAGUGCAUCUGGCCCCAUUCGGUGCUGGUCCAACUCGGCCUUCACUUGGUGGAGCUCCUGGUCCAGGUCCUGAAGAUGGAGAGCAACAUCUUAAACCCGGCGCUGGAGCAAAAACUCAUCCCUGUUUUGUAUCAUGUGUAUUCCUUCCGCAGCGGCCGCCAGAUCGGGUUCAUCCGGCCACACCCCAUCCUCACCCGCCUUCUCCUGGAUGCCGCCGAGACCAGCCUCGCCUUUGAGACCUUCGUCAUCCCCAUGCUGUGCCCGCCAGUGCCGUGGGUCUCCCCGCACUUUGGGGCCUAUGUCUUCGCCCCCACCAAGCUGAUGCGUUACGUGGAGGGGGCCCACCAGCAUCAGAUCCUGCUAGACAGGUGCCCUUCCAGCAACCUACACCCCGUCAUGGAUUCCCUCAACCAGCUGGGCAACUGUCCCUGGAAGGUCAAUGGCCCCAUCUUGGACGUUGUCAUCUCCAUCUUCAACGAGAAGGGCGACGAGAAGCUGGACAUUCCACCGCCCCCGUCGGAGGCCCCCCAGCCUAGCACUGGAGGCCCCCUGAGCAAGGCAGCCCUGAAGCGGGAGGUGGCCCGGUGCCGCAAGAAGGCGGUUGAGAUGUACAGCCUUCGGAUGGAUGCCCUCUACAAGCUCUCCAUUGCCAAGCACAUGAAGGACCGGGUCUUCUGGUUCCCACACAACAUGGACUUCCGGGGGCGUACCUACCCCUGCCCACCUCACUUCAACCACCUGGGGAGUGACCUCACACGGGCCCUUCUUCUCUUUGCUGAGGGGAGGCCCCUUGGCUCCCACGGCCUGGACUGGCUGAAGAUCCACCUCAUCAACCUCACUGGCCUGAAGAAGAGGAACUCCCUGCAGGAGAGGCUGACCUAUGCCAAUGAGAUCAUGGCCGACAUCCUGGACUCAGCAGACCAUCCUCUGACGGGCAGGAAGUGGUGGAUGAAUACUGACGAACCGUGGCAAGCUUUAGCCUGCUGCAUGGAGAUCGCCAAAGCCACACGGGCUCCAGACCCCACUGCGUUCAUCUCCCAUUUCCCCGUCCAUCAGGACGGGUCUUGCAAUGGGCUGCAGCACUAUGCCGCGCUUGGCCGCGAUGUGGUGGGAGCCGCCUCCGUGAACCUCACACCGUGUGAUGUGCCUCAGGAUGUCUACAACGUGGUGGCUCAGCAAGUGGAGGUCUUCCGGAAGCGAGACGCCGCCGCAGGGAUCAAAACCGCCCAGCUCCUGGAGGGCUUCAUUGGCCGCAAAGUGGUGAAGCAGACGGUGAUGACAGUGGUGUAUGGCGUGACGCGCUACGGGGGUCGCCUCCAGAUUGAGAAGCGCCUCAAGGAGAUAGACGACUUCCCUCAGGAGUAUGUCUGGGAAGCAUCUCACUACCUGGUGCAACAAGUAUUCAGCAGCCUCAAGGAGAUGUUUUCAGGAACCCGAGAAAUUCAGGGCUGGCUGACUGAUUGUGCCCGGCUGAUAGCCAAGUCUGGCCGGACAGUGGAGUGGGUCACCCCUUUGGGCCUGCCCAUCAUUCAGCCUUACCAUCGUUCCAAAAUCACAAUGGUGAAUAGCAGCAUGCAGACGGUUAAUUUGAAAUCACGCCACGACAUCAGCCAAAAACCCGACACAAUGAAGCAGAAAAAUGCCUUCCCUCCCAAUUUCAUCCAUUCCUUGGACUCCACGCACAUGAUGCUGACAUCUUUACAUUGUCACAGGCAGGGACUGACCUUUGUCUCGGUGCACGACUGCUACUGGACUCAUGCGCACACUGUCGAUGUCAUGAACCGGAUCUGUCGCGACCAGUUUGUGGCGCUCCAUAGUCAACCCAUCCUUGAGUUCCUGUCCAGAUUCAUGCUACAGAAAUACUGCACCAGUCUUCCGGUUGAAUGGAAGAAUAAAAAAUCUCUCGAAUACCAGAAGCUCUUACAGCUGCUCUCCAGUGUCCCUAAGAAAGGUGACUUCGAUCUAGAGAAGGUGAAGGAAUCUACCUACUUCUUCAGCUGACCUUGGAGAGGGUAUGUCUCAGACUUGGCUUCAAUCAAACAGGAUGGCGCUUCCUUCCUUUGAUCGAAUGGGACGAGGUGGAAGCAAAUGGCAGUCCUCACCUCAUUGAACUUCCCCUCUUUCUCCAUUUACUUGGGGCCAGAUUCUGGACAGCAAAAACACCAUUUGCAGCCUCCCAUUUGGAAAGUUGACGGGAGUUGUAGUCCAGCAAAAUCCUGAAGGCUGCAGACUCACUUCUGUGAUUGUGUUUUGGGCCGGAGUUGGUUCGCCGUGCAUUCAAGAGCCCCUGCCAGCGACUGUAAAUAAAACAUGAAUGGUUUGAGAUCUG